This is a messenger RNA of Mytilinidion resinicola, 1091 nucleotides long. RefSeq lists its product as uncharacterized. The coding region runs from base 277 to 774 and encodes 165 amino acids. The record is from RefSeq and is a predicted model, not a curated record. Lineage: Eukaryota; Fungi; Ascomycota; Dothideomycetes; Mytilinidiales; Mytilinidiaceae. The transcript has a single exon.
GGGACCUUAUGUGGAUGUGAAGUCAGUCAAAAGGCCCAGCCGGGCGGGCUAAAACACAUUACCGGCUCAGCAGGCUGUUUAGGGCCCGUUGCAAGGUUAUCUGAGAGGGAAAUCGGGGGGAUAUUGCCGCUGAGUCCUUCGUCCAUGUCCAUUGUAUCCUUGCCCCGAAGCGAGAUGGGGGAUGCUUGCGGUAGUGGUGCAGUACUGGGUUUAAUUGUAACCAUAUAUCAUGUCAGCAUGUUGUCACAGUGACUUCCUGGUGUACGAGCUUGGAAAAUGACCCACUGCGGAGAUAUGCUAGGGACGACGGAAUUUUCUAUUUCAUCAUCUGCCCACUCUGUUUUCGUCUUCUUAUACCCGGAGGGUAUGCGAGUACGCUGGGAAGGCGUGGCAGGAAGAAACGAAAGUUCAAUUUCGUCAUCUGCCGACUCUGAUCUCGUCCUCUUGUGGAGGGUACGCGAAGACGCAGGGAAGGCAUGGCGGGAGGAGACGAUGGAAUUUGGCUUAAAGGUAACUUUUUGGCAUCGAAGGGAGCAUCGUGACACGAAGUCUCAUCGGGCUCAGGGAUAUUCUGAAAACGAACGUCUUCCUUUGCGAUGGGCUCGACUUACGGUCCUCCCGUCGCUUCAGGCGUCGAAUGAUCCAUGGAUUGGCAAACGUGUUUCAACUCGAGCAGAGGAACUUGAGUGGCAAUUCAACGGUCAAGGUGCUGAUAACGGCACUCCCGUUUUCUUUUCCGCUAACGAUUGUCGUUGGAAAAAUGCUUUACGAUGAUUGAGUUGAAGGCUGGGAUACGGAUGAAGUAGACGAUAAAGGAGAGAAGAGAGCACCGCGAGAAGUGGAAGCAACACCGCUCGAUUACCGGCCAUUGGACUGUAUGGAAGGCGCAUCUUGGGUCCUCUGUAAACAAAUCUCGGGCGGCGAUCCUGCAAGUGGAAAGCGUCCUGCAAGUGGAAAGCGUCCUGCAAGUGGAAAGCGUCCUGCAAGGAGCUGACGACGGUAGAAAGGACGCAGUAUUCGGCCCCUUCUGUUUGAACGCCUUCCACUAAGUGACCAUGCUGUUUAGGAUACGUCAACAUGCUCUUUUGUGG